Molecule: messenger RNA, 2647 nt
Organism: Microcebus murinus (gray mouse lemur)
Lineage: Eukaryota; Metazoa; Chordata; Mammalia; Primates; Cheirogaleidae
Source: RefSeq, a predicted model, not a curated record
UUUUUCCUUUUUAAUCUAACAAAUAAAGGCUUCGUUGCAAAGUAUUUACUGCACCAGCGACACUGAAAAGAGAAAUCAACUCCUGAGGAUUAUCUCAUGCAGACACCUUGAUGUUGUUCUUUUCUGCGGGUGAUCUAAGGAUGAUGGUUUAGAGUUGUGAUGUGCAGCACAAAGGAGGGGCCAGACCCACGCACGUUAGUGCCGCCACUUCUCCCUUAGGACCACGCGAGAGAGCUGUGGCCACUGCCCUUCUCUACCCGCCCUCCCUGGUUUCCAGACACGCUGGCUUGCCCAGAGCAGCAGGCCUGCGGAAUAGGUGGGCAUGUUGGGCCCACAGCUAGUCCUUUUGUCUGAGUCAGGGUCCGGCAUCAGUCUGUGUGGGUGGCAAAUGUGUGCUGCCGUGUUGCUGGUCUGCCUGUUGCCUGUGUAAACGGCCUGCACCUCACUUGUCUGGUUCCCGUGUGAAUUGCCCACGGCUGUGACUUAUGGGCUGCCAGUGUGUUACCAAUGUACGUAGUACAUGUGUAACGCAGUGUGUCACCUGUGUGCCAUACAUGUGCUGAUUCCCUGUGACAUACGUGCUACUGUGUGUGUUCCCAGUAAGUGUGUUAUCUGCGGGUGUUUCUCAUGUACUGCCGUCUGGGUGUUACCUCUGCAUAUGCCACCUGUGUGCGACAUUUAUGCUGCCGUAUGUCACCCGAUCACAGGCCCCCUGCAUGCUGAGCACGGGUCUCUGGUGUGUGUGUGCCUGUGCUCUCUCUCCCUGUUACCACUUGGCUGCUUUCGAAUUAGGGUUUUCCAGGUUUUCUACUCUCUGUGCGUAGCCUACACGUGUGCUCGUGUGGGGAGGGUGCCCGUGUGUGUGCUGUUACAGGGUGGGAUGCUCACGAGUGCAGCGUGCAUUCCCUGGGUGUGCUACUUGUGUCACCCUCUUGUGUCACUAGCACGUGUCACUUGUGUGCUGGUGCUUGUGUUGCCAUGGAGUCUCUGUAACCCACCCUCUGUGUCACCUGCUGGGGGGGGGGGGCUGCUUCUGUGCCUCUGCCCGAACACAGCCCGUGUGCGGCACCAUGUGUUAGAACAGUGGCACAGCCCCACUCGUGCCCACUCUGGGUGUGUGCAGACUACUCACACGCGUGUGUCACCCACGAAGGCUCAAGCAGCCCUGUGGCCGUCGGAGGAGGAGGAGGGUACGAUGGGUGGUAAGCCCCUCUUCAGGGGAGAGAGGCCCGGACCCCAUGGCCCUGCAGUCCCCUCGUGCUGGGGGACAGUCCACGUCAGCUGUGGCCCCUUCUCCUGGCCCGUGAGGCCCCGCAAGGUCCUGUUUCCUCAGCAACCUGUCUUGACUUUCCCACUCCCAGGCUGGGCACCUCCGGGACACUCUUCCUGUCUUAUGCUCCAGGGCCUCUGCCUGCUGAGGGAACACGGCCUGCUGAUCGCUUCAUUUUAUCGCAGUUAGAUCCAGACUUCUGACCUGCAGGCUGUCAGAAAACACAUUUGUGUUGUCCCACCAGGUCUGAAUCACACGCCAUUAUUUAUGGAGUAGUUGGGCAGCUUCUCUCAGCUCCCCAUGUUAUCACCAGCUGCACCGGCUCUGGCAUGGAUCCCAGAAUGUCGUCUGUGACCUGUGGCAGGUGACUCCUCCUGUUGAGCCUGCGUACGAGUCCGUGUCCACAACAACAGCGUGGCUGAGUGGUUCUGGGAACUCGCUCCCCUUGCGUGCUUCCUUGACGUUCAUUCAGUGACCUGAUCUUUGUCCACCGUGUGUUGUGGGCCAGGCCCUCCCCUGGGUGCUGGGCGUCAGCCUCAGAGGGAAGGUCAGGUCCUGCACAUCAACUCACACGUCAGAGAUCCGAAUGAGAGGAGGGAGCUUAUUUUGACUUCACCCCAAAUAUUUUUUUAAUUAGAUUUUCAGAAAAUGGAUGUUUUCUCACAAGUGUGGCAAACCUCACCUGUGUCCCAUAGUCACAGAACCCAAUUCUAUAUUCAGGACUUGAGCGUCCGCCAAUUUGUCUAUCUGCAGAGGGUCCUGGAACCCAUCUGCCGAGGGUAACCGGGGGACAACCGUAUUUGGAAACCAGACAGAGGUGGUGGCUGCACAACAUUGUGAAUGCACGAAACGCCACCGGAUUCGUUCACUUUAAAAUGAGUAGUUUUAUGUCAUGUGAAUUUUAUCUUAAAACGUGGAGAAAAAGAAGCGAUAUUGGCUAAGCCUAAGGGAAAAGGAGAAAGUUUAAGUUCGAGCAAUUUCAGUUUUUUGUCAGGUGUAAAUAAAAAUAAUCUACAGCGAGUUAACUGAAAACUCAGGGGAACCCCUCCAGAUGGGGGAGCAGGAGAAAGGAGAGAUAGGAAGAACACGAAACCCGCUCCGGCUGAGCGACAAUGACCACAGGCAGUGCGAAAAGGCAGGAUUAUCUCAAACCCAGAAAUCAAUUCUAAUCUUCAAAAUAAUAAAUAGCAGUUCUAGUUCCUAUUUUUUUCUCUCUCUAGUUUCUAUUAUUCUUCCAAAAUGUAGCUGUCAGCAUCAGCACUCAGGUGAUAAGAGAUACAGGUUUGGGAACGCAAAUGCACAUGUAAUACGAAGAACUGAUCCAGGGCCCAUUCAGGAGAGACCGGACAGUGUCUGAUGAGCGCUUCCGGUCUAGGG